ACAAUGGCAGGUGUAAAUAAUAUUCUUGAAUCUGUGAAAGAAGAUGAUUUCGUUGAGUACUACCUGUUUCCAUCGAUUAAAACGAACGACAUUAAGGAACAGGAUUCGAUUUUAUCCAGUUUAUUGAGUAAGGCAAACAAAAUAAUUGAUAAAUACGCAAAAAACUACUUGUGGCACAAGGAUGAGUUCAAACUUGUCCCCAGAACAUCUAUUAGUAAUACACUGACUCAUAUCGAAGGAAAAAACGAAACCCUUCCACCCCACCUCUAUGGAGUAUCACAUUUUGGGGACAAUAUUGAGGAUGAGUGGUUCAUGGUAUUUAUUUUACAACAGCUUACAAAGGAAAUUACUGGUUUGGUAGCCAGAGUUUAUGAUGUGGAUGGAGAAUUUCUUCUUAUUGAGGCAGCUGAUUAUUUACCAGACUGGGCAAACCCUGAAACCUGUGAGAAUAGGGUUUUUCUUUAUGAUGGUGACAUCCACAUAAUACCAAUGGAUUCUGAAGAAAAGUUAAUUUCCAUAACUGAUGCCCUGACAAAAUUAAUCAAAUGUCCAACUGAUACAAUAGCAUCUAAGGAAGUGCAGCAUGCCAUUGAUAAUAAACUUAAGGGCUACCCUGACAAAGUCCAAGACAAUCUUCACAGAGCAACAAUUUAUGUGCCAAUAGGGGUGGCAGCAAUUUUAAAACACAAGCCAUCCUUGAUUGCACCAGCAGUUCAAGCAUUUUGCAACAGAGACCCUGUGGAUUUGCGAGCUUGUAGGGCUAUGAAAUAUUUUCCUCCUGAAAACAGAGUGUACACAAGUGUGACCUUUACCAAAUGCCUCUAUGCCAUGCUAUCGCACAGUAAAUAUGUUCCGGAUCGGAGGACUGGUUGGAAUUUACCGCAAAUGUCCAGUCCGCAGUUCAAGUCGCACAAUUUAGGAGUGAGGGUGGCAUCUGGGUUUGAAAUAUUGAUCUCCCAAGCAAAGCCCAGUGCUGAUAUUGAAGGAGACAAAGGCUGGGCUAAUUAUUUGGAUAGUUUAAAGAACAAGGGAUACUUCCAAGGUUUGUUGGAACACUCAAGAGAUUAUAAUCUUUUACUAAAUAAAGCCAAGGAAUAUUACAUCAAUCACAGAGAUUCAAUGCAGUACAUGCCGGCAAUUGGUCAACAAAUACUGGAACUAACCAAAACUCUAGAUUACAAUACAGAUGAAUUAAAGAAAGUCGAAAGCGAUUUACCCAAUGAAGAUGACGAUUCUUGGCUUAAUAUAUCACCUGAGGAACUUGACCAGAUGUUACAAGAAAAAUACGGUCAGAAAAAAUUCGUUCGUGUCAACAACCACUCAGAUGCUGGAUCUUUUUCUGAGAAGGUUAACUCUUUCUUGAAUCAUUUGUCAGAUGUAGAGGGGGCCGAGUUUCCGCAUGAAUCUCCCAUUAGGCCGCCGCGUGGAGUUAAAAAAGGAAAGGUGUCAUUCUCUCAAGAUACUAAACCAGAUAAGAAACCCAACAACAAAAUCAAUUUCGAUCCCAACGCGUUCUCUUGCGCAGUUCAGAAUAUUCUGAAUUUUGCGAUACCAGAGGAUGAUUCUUGGAAUUUGGAGAGUGAUUCUGACAUGAGCGAAUAUGAAGAUGAUAAUUAUGUUAACACUGUUGAAAAUUAUGAAGAUGCAAAAUCAAAAAUGAAGCAGUACAUGGAUGAGAUGGAUAAAGAACUUGCCAAGACAACAAUUGGGGAGAGCUUUGAAAAGAAAAAUGGGGAUGGUUUUGAUGACAUUGAGAACUUUAGACCUGUGGAUAUUGACGUUAAUGCGUUGAAGAAUAUGUUGGAGAGUUACAAAUCUCAACUGGGUGAGGCUGGCCCUUCUACAAACAUGUUGGGUCCAAUGGGAAUACAUUUGGAAAAUGGAGAUAUUGAUUAAAAUGAUUUUUAAAAGGCGGCUUUAAAAUGCAAUAUUUUAGAUAAUACUAUCCUCCUAACAAUCCGACUUUCAUAGAUUUUAUGGCCAUAGAUACAUAGUUUUUUACAGACUGAUUAUAUUAUUUCAAAAAUAUAGGCUUUUGUCCAAUUAAUAGUUACUGCCAAAGUAAUUUAUAGAGACGGAAAGAAUAAUAUGCCUUUUGUAUUAAUCCCUCUUGGAGAAUAUUAAAAUUGAAUAUACCAGAACAUCACUUAUUGUGUGACUUAACUACAAUUACUUAUAAAUUCUUCCAAGAUAAUUUUUUAAGUACUUUACUACCAAUUCAUACAUUAUAUAGUAUUUAUUUAGGAGCCAUAUCACUCCAUCAAACAUUAUUACUCUGUGAUUAUAUUUUGUAUUGUAAUUAGAAAACUAAAUCCCAUACUAAUACAUGGAAAUCAAAUAUUUAGGUGCCUAUUAUUUUAACUUUGAGCUUAAUAUAUUGUUAGUUCAUUUAAUCCUAAAAUUUAUGAAUUUUAUAAUAUUCAUUAAUGCAUGUUCUAGUCUUGGAUUAGUGUUUAUAUUUUAUGAUACAAAUAAAACAUAAAAACCUUA
Aethina tumida (small hive beetle) is the source of this 2490-nucleotide messenger RNA. It is a transcript of the gene ecd, whose product is annotated as protein ecdysoneless. The coding region runs from base 4 to 1896 and encodes 630 amino acids. The transcript is spliced from 5 exons. The record is from RefSeq and is a predicted model, not a curated record. NCBI's taxonomy places the organism in Eukaryota, Metazoa, Arthropoda, Insecta, Coleoptera, Nitidulidae. Gene Ontology annotation, cellular component: nucleus.